Tremella mesenterica DSM 1558 is the source of this 939-nucleotide messenger RNA. RefSeq lists its product as uncharacterized. Bases 1 to 939 code for a protein of 312 amino acids. The record is from RefSeq and is a predicted model, not a curated record. The transcript is spliced from 3 exons. Lineage: Eukaryota; Fungi; Basidiomycota; Tremellomycetes; Tremellales; Tremellaceae.
AUGACCGAAAAACCUCCAACUACGAAAGGCAAGAAUCGAGAGAAAACCACUACCGAGACAAUCGAUUCUGGUACAGAUCCAGGAGAUAAAGAAAAGAAAACUCGGAAUAGAACGGAUUCAUAUCCCAUUUCAUUGAAUUUAUGGAUAUUAGAAUUUGUGAUUUUGAUUUUAUUAGGUUUAGUAUGUUUUGGUUCAGCUACGACUUGGGCUAUAGUUAGGGAUAGUAAAGAUGGGAUUUAUGUUGGUACAUUACAAUCAUGUACACAAUCAAGUUGUACUUACCUAACCGCAUCAACCUCAUCAUCAUCAUCAUCAAGUCCAACCUUACCAGGUGUUGAUAUCCCAUCUCUUUUCCUAACUCUCGGUCUCGGAUGUUUAGCAGCAUUUUACAUGACCAUGAUCCUCUUUAUCUUUUCUUUCGCUCGUUUUUUCCGACCACCACCUUCAUCGACUGAAUCUAAUAAAUGGGGACAUAAAUUCGCUAGAUACGCAUACGCAGUGACGAGGUUGUAUCUUGGUGUAGAAGCGAUUUUGGUAUUUGCUUUAGCUUGUAAAGCUUCUUAUGUAGCUAAUCAAGCUAAAGGAGCUGGGAGUGUUGGUUGGGCUGUUGUUGGAUCUGGUUUAGCUGCCUUAUGGGUAUCUUCCAUCCUUCUAUUCUUCUGUUGGGUCUUAGAUUACACUGCCCCAAAUUCCAAAACUCAUAAAUUCUUCAUCAACCACGAUCUCUUACCAUACUUCAAAUCAUGCUUUGGAGGAUGUUGCGGUACGGGUUGUUGCGGGAUGAGUUGUUGUGGUUCUUCUGACAAUCCUGUCAAUGCGGCAGAACGAGGUCAAGGAGGUGGAUCCGGAGGUAAAGAUUCGAAUAAAGGGGGAGGUACGAGAGCGGAUGCGAGUGAAGAUACGAUGGCUCAUGAAAGACGUAGACGAAGAAAGAGAUAG